Messenger RNA from Emericellopsis atlantica, 2257 nucleotides. RefSeq names its product major facilitator superfamily domain-containing protein. Gene Ontology annotation, biological process: transmembrane transport. The coding region runs from base 206 to 2017 and encodes 603 amino acids. NCBI's taxonomy places the organism in Eukaryota, Fungi, Ascomycota, Sordariomycetes, Hypocreales, Bionectriaceae. The record is from RefSeq and is a predicted model, not a curated record. The transcript is spliced from 3 exons. Gene Ontology annotation, molecular function: transmembrane transporter activity. Gene Ontology annotation, cellular component: fungal-type vacuole membrane.
GCGCAGCCUUGUUGGGAUUUUCUUCAUCGCCUGUCCAACGUCGCAUCUCAGAUUUCCUCUGACUCUCCUUCUUUUGGCCCCUCGUCGACCUCUUUUUAUUUGCUUUUCUGGCGGUCGUAGAAGCCUUUUCCUCCUGCCCCUCUUAUCGCGGACAUUUUUCUUCUAGCGCUGUGAGAUUUCUGCAUUGUAAUCAUCGACCCAUUUCAUGUCGCUCGCCCAGCAUGUUACGCAGGCCGUUGGCUUCGACUACGAGGGCCCGGCCGGCUCCCACGCCGGCGACGACCAGGACAAUGAGCGACAGAGCUUGCUAUGGGCCCCUGCGCCGCAGUCCGAGGCAGGCGGCGAGGAUAACAACGACCUGAACCUAAUGUCCGAAUGGCGCGAAUUGAGCUAUGCGCCUCUAGACCUCAAGCUCGACGAACCCUUGGAGCGCGAUGCCGCAUACAAGGUCACAAACACAAAGAGGAUAGCUCAGGUGGUAGCGGGGAUCAUCGUCAACUGGCUGGCGUCCGGCAUUGUCUUUGGCUUCGCCGCGUUGAAGCCCGUGCUGGUAGCCGAAGGUGUGUACGCCGACCUCUGCACUUCAGAGGAGCUGAUCAUCCACCACGACAAGGCCAUCCUGCCUUGCCCGCAGCAGAACAUACGUCUGAACCUCUUCUUCGUCGUCGCCUCCAUCACUGCCAAUGUCGGCUCCCUGCUGGCCGGCGCAACGCUCGAUAGGUACGGGAGGCGCCUCUGUUGGAUCAUGGCAAGUUUCCUACUGGCCGUCGGGACCUUGCUCAUGGCCUGCUCGUUCGCGAUUCCCGACUUUGAUGGCUACAUUGCGGGCAACGUCUUCCUCGCCCUGGGUGGGACCUACGUAUUCGUAUCCAGCUUCGAGUUAGCCAAUGCCUUCCCGAAGCACUCUGGUCUCGUGGUGGCUCUUGUCACUGGCGCCUUUGACGCGUCAGCUGCCGUAUUCUUGUUCUACCGCAUGGCCUACGAGAAGACAGACGGAGGUUUCUCCCCUGCCAGAUUCUUCUUCUUUUAUCUUGUUGUGCCACUCUUGAUCCUGUUUCUGGAGCUAUUCCUCAUGCCACCGCACCCAUACCACACGAUCCCCGAGCUGGAGACCAAGAUCGAGAAGGCUCAAGAUCCCAUGCGCGACAUACACGAGUCCGACGAAGAUAUCGAGGAUAAUAACGAGCUCGAGCGCGUGCGCAGCAUUCGUGCCGACAAGCGCCAUGCCAAGCUCGACCAGCUCGAGGACAUUGUCGGUGAUGCCGACGAGCGCGACGAACGCAUCAAGGUGGAAGAAGAACGCCAGGAGGCGAGUGGCGUCUGGGGCGUCCUCCACGGCAUGCCCUUUAAUCGACAGAUGCGCACGCCGUGGUACCUGCUCAUCCUCGCUCUCACGGUCACGCAAAUGUUUCGAAUGAACUACUUUAUCGCGACCAUCCAGUCACAGUACGUGUACAUGCUGAAGGACGAAGAGGCGGCGACGCAGAUCAACCACUUUUUCGACGCGGCACUGCCCAUUGGUGGUAUUGCGGCGACGCCCUUCAUUGGCAUUAUUCUCAACAGACUGAGUGUGGCAUCGAUUGCCGGCUUGCUGACGGCCUUUAUCAUCGCUAUUGGCGCUUUGAAUUGUCUGCCGUUUGUAUGGGCUGGUUACAGCACCGUCAUCCUGUUUGUGCUCUUCCGACCAUUGUACUAUUCGGCCAUCUCUGAUUAUGCCGCCAAGGUUUUCGGGUUCGCCAGUUUCGGCCGCAUCUACGGGACCGUCGUCUGCAUUUCGGGCCUGAGCAACUUUGCCCAAACCGCCAUCGACGCUCUCGUGUUUGGUCCCCUCCACGGGAACCCCGUGCCCGUUAACAUUGGGCUCGGUGCCUGCGGGGCCAUUGUCGGCCUUGCUCUGACGACCUAUGUCGCAAUCAAGGGCAGGGUGUUCCACGAGGAGAAGGUUCAGGUCGAGACGGAGGAGCGGCAGCGACUUAUGAGCGUCAGCGAGGCGGGCGGCUACGGCACGACUGCAUGAGAUGAGAUUGAACGGGACAUGACUGUAAUGCAUAUGGGGUACGAAGCGCGUCUGGCGGAUGAUGCGUCCGCCCUUGAUCUAGCGUUUGCAUAUCCUACGGAAGACAUCGAUAUAUAUAGGAGGUUGAGAUUUUUUGGAUCUUUACUAGACGAAGAGAUAGAUAAUUGGAUGGCCAAAGUCUUGAGAUCAAGUCAACUCCACAAAAGUUUGUGAACAGAAUGUUAUAUUUCCAGUACUUGG